Messenger RNA from Acanthoscelides obtectus, 219 nucleotides. NCBI's taxonomy places the organism in Eukaryota, Metazoa, Arthropoda, Insecta, Coleoptera, Chrysomelidae. The record is from the annotation of a GenBank genome assembly.
AUGCGCAGUGAACGUGCGCAUACCACAAACAGACAAACUCCACGGACCAAAAUCCGUCCUAAUUGUUCAAUAAACUCGGCGGGGAGGCUCGCUUUUUUAAUUUUGGUAAGUGACAUCUUGGCUCUACGGCACCUUAUCAGUGAACGUAAGUUGAUUAAACUAGAUAUGUUUUUAUAUGACAAUUUUUCAAACCAAGAUUUCGAAUGUUGCAUAGGUUAG